AUGUCUGCCCAACAAUUUAUCCUUUUGAACCAAUAUCUUGUCACUGCGAUCCGACAUGCAGCACUAUGGACCCAAUUGAACCUUCAGCCGUCACUUACUAUCAAGCCUGCACAGUCUCCAAACACUUGUCUUCUAGUUGUAUCCUUGAUUGCUGUACCGUCGUCUGUCACCAACAAGAAAACAUCGACUCAUCGUCUGGGCAAAGACGUGCCAUUUAGUCAUCUGAAGCCUCCAGAGGGCUUGCCUCAUUGGACUUUCGAUGAGAUACACUUAGCACUUCACAUCACUUCCCCUCUGCCAAGUUCUACACCAAACGACGAUUCCAUGCUCUUUGAGGAUUCAACAUUACUCGAACAUCAAGCAGACUCUAGCUCACCUUCAACAUCCGAGCUCGUUGGUGUAGAUCAUUUCAUUGAUCUGAUCGAUGCAGCACUUCGGCUUGCAUUGACAGAUCUCUCCACAAAGGCUCUCACAGGUAAAAAGAUCACAGAGAAAUCAUCCUUCAAGCAUCUCGAUGAUAUUUGUCCUGCCAUGUGGAGCCCCGGUCAUCUCGAGGCUCUUGCUUCGAGGGCAGUUUUUCUACCCACCAUCAGCCACGCAAUGUCCAAUUCAAUCUCACAACGAGCGCUUUCGAUUGCACUCAAAGAGAAGCUCAGAGAGAUUGCCCAACAAGAAUGUAUCACUUCAUCUAUCAGUCAACACAACGAGCCACAAGCUAUACAGAAAGCGGUCAAUAUCAGACUCUGGCGUCUCAUCCAACGCCGUCUUCGUGAUCCCUCUGCUGGGAAAAGACUCAAGUCCCUACAAAUCGCUGAUACAGCGUUGUCAAUGCGCGAGUCGGUUGGAGACGGUGAUGUUCUAUUGAACUUCGAACAGGAAGACGAACUUCAUCCUCACUGUCAGUCUGGGAAUCUCUCAGAGCUGGAUCUCGAAGAAAAUGAAGAAGACUUGCUCGAUGUCGAGUAUGAGAGCGAAUGGGAAGAUCUCUUCACAGACGUGAAGCGAGAUAACUCUCCGAUUGAUGAUGAUAUGCUUGAUAUGCUCGAGUCCACGCACGAUGGGCAGCGCGAUGAGUAUGAUCAGAUCACCGCUGCCUGUCUCGAGGAUGAAGGGUAUUCAGAUUUCGAAGACAUGCUUGAGCUAUAG
Messenger RNA from Aureobasidium melanogenum CBS 110374, 1146 nucleotides. RefSeq lists its product as uncharacterized. The record is from RefSeq and is a predicted model, not a curated record. Bases 1 to 1146 code for a protein of 381 amino acids. Lineage: Eukaryota; Fungi; Ascomycota; Dothideomycetes; Dothideales; Saccotheciaceae. The transcript has 3 exons.